AUGGCUUCGGCCGUGUCAGCCGCCAACUCGCCAGCGGUGCUCUUGCAGCCCCGUUGGAAGCGAGUGGUGGGCUGGUCGGGUCCAGUGCCCCGGCCCCGCCACGGCCACCGCGCCGUGGCCAUCAAGGAGCUCAUCGUGGUGUUUGGCGGCGGCAACGAGGGGAUAGUGGACGAGCUGCACGUGUACAACACGGCGACCAACCAGUGGUUCAUCCCGGCUGUGAGAGGGGACAUCCCUCCUGGAUGUGCAGCCUAUGGCUUCGUGUGCGAUGGGACACGCCUGCUCGUGUUCGGAGGGAUGGUGGAAUAUGGGAAGUACAGCAAUGACCUCUACGAGCUCCAGGCAAGCCGGUGGGAGUGGAAGAGACUGAAAGCAAAGACGCCCAAAAAUGGGCCUCCUCCGUGUCCUCGGCUCGGGCACAGUUUCUCCCUUGUGGGCAACAAAUGUUACCUGUUUGGGGGUCUGGCCAAUGAUAGUGAGGACCCCAAGAACAACAUUCCGAGGUACCUGAAUGACUUAUACAUCCUGGAACUGCGGCCAGGCUCUGGAGUGGUAGCCUGGGACAUUCCCAUCACUUACGGUGUCCUGCCCCCACCCCGAGAGUCUCACACUGCAGUGGUUUACACCGAGAAGGACAACAAGAAGUCCAAGCUGGUGAUCUAUGGAGGGAUGAGUGGCUGCAGGCUGGGGGACCUCUGGACCCUGGAUAUCGAGACUUUGACAUGGAAUAAGCCCAGCCUCAGCGGGGUGGCACCUCUUCCUCGAAGUCUCCACUCGGCCACGACCAUAGGAAACAAAAUGUACGUGUUUGGUGGCUGGGUGCCCCUCGUCAUGGAUGACGUCAAAGUGGCCACACACGAGAAGGAGUGGAAGUGUACCAACACCCUGGCUUGUCUCAACCUGGAUACCAUGGCUUGGGAGACCAUCCUGAUGGAUACGCUGGAAGACAAUAUUCCCCGGGCCCGUGCUGGCCACUGCGCAGUAGCCAUCAAUACCCGCCUUUACAUUUGGAGUGGGCGUGACGGCUACCGAAAGGCCUGGAACAACCAGGUCUGCUGCAAGGACCUCUGGUACCUGGAAACAGAAAAGCCACCACCUCCAGCCCGGGUACAGCUGGUGCGAGCCAACACUAACUCCCUGGAGGUGAGCUGGGGGGCCGUGGCGACAGCCGACAGUUACCUUCUGCAGCUCCAGAAAUAUGACAUUCCUGCCACGGCUGCCACUGCCACCUCCCCCACACCCAAUCCAGUCCCGUCUGUGCCUGCCAACCCUCCCAAGAGCCCUGCCCCAGCAGCAGCCGCACCUGCUGUGCAGCCGCUGACCCAAGUAGGCAUCACGCUCCUGCCCCAGGCUGCUGCCGCGCCCCCGACCACCACCACCAUCCAGGUCUUGCCGACGGUGCCUGGCAGCUCAAUCUCCGUGCCCGCCACAGCCAGGACUCAAGGUGUCCCGGCUGUGCUGAAAGUGACCGGUCCUCAGGCUACCACGGGAACCCCGUUAGUCACCAUGCGACCUGCCAGCCAGGCUGGGAAAGCCCCCGUGACCGUGACCUCCCUUCCCGCAGGCGUGCGGAUGGUUGUACCUACACAGAGUGCCCAGGGGACGGUCAUUGGCAGUAGCCCACAGAUGAGUGGUAUGGCUGCGUUGGCAGCCGCGGCUGCUGCCACCCAGAAGAUCCCUCCUUCCUCGGCACCCACGGUCCUGAGUGUCCCGGCUGGCACCACCAUUGUCAAAACCGUGGCCGUGACGCCGGGCACCACCACGCUCCCAGCCACUGUGAAGGUGGCCUCCUCACCAGUCAUGGUGAGCAACCCAGCUACUCGCAUGCUGAAGACUGCAGCUGCCCAGGUGGGGACCUCUGUCUCUUCUGCCGCCAACACAUCUACUCGUCCCAUCAUCACCGUACACAAGUCUGGGACUGUGACAGUGGCCCAGCAAGCCCAGGUGGUGACCACAGUGGUGGGUGGGGUCACCAAGACCAUCACCCUGGUGAAGAGCCCCAUUUCGGUCCCAGGAGGCAGUGCUCUGAUUUCCAAUCUGGGCAAAGUGAUGUCAGUGGUCCAGACCAAACCGGUUCAGACUUCGGCAGUCACAGGCCAGGCGUCUACAGGCCCAGUGACUCAGAUCAUCCAGACUAAAGGACCCCUGCCAGCUGGGACCAUCCUGAAGCUGGUGACGUCUGCAGAUGGCAAGCCCACUACCAUCAUCACAACCACACAGGCCAGCGGGGCAGGGACUAAGCCUACCAUCCUGGGCAUCAGUAGUGUGUCCCCCAGCACCACCAAGCCCGGCACCACGACUAUCAUUAAGACCAUCCCCAUGUCGGCUAUCAUCACACAGGCGGGCGCCACGGGCGUGACUAGCAGUGCCGGCAUCAAGUCGCCCAUCACCAUUAUCACCACCAAGGUGAUGACUUCUGGAACUGGAGCCCCCGCCAAAAUCAUCACAGCCGUUCCCAAAAUCGCUACGGGCCACGGGCAGCAAGGAGUGACUCAGGUGGUGCUGAAGGGUGCACCUGGCCAGCCAGGCACCAUCCUCCGCACCGUGCCUAUGGGGGGCGUCCGCCUGGUCACUCCUGUUACUGUGUCUGCUGUCAAGCCAGCUGUCACCACACUGGUCGUCAAGGGCACCACAGGCGUCACGACCUUGGGCACAGUAACAGGCACCGUCUCCACCAGCCUGGCCGGAGCUGGGGGCCAUAGCACCAGCGCCUCGCUGGCCACGCCCAUCACCACGUUGGGCACCAUCGCCACCCUCUCAAGCCAGGUGAUCAACCCCACUGCCAUCACCGUGUCAGCAGCACAGACAACGCUGACAGCGGCCGCUGGGCUCACCACGCCCACCAUCACCAUGCAGCCUGUUUCCCAGCCUACCCAGGUGACUCUGAUCACGGCCCCAAGUGGGGUGGAGGCCCAGCCUGUGCACGACCUCCCAGUUUCCAUUCUGGCCUCCCCUACUACAGAACAGCCCACGGCCACGGUCACCAUCGCUGAUUCGGGCCAGGGUGAUGUGCAGCCCGGCACCGUGACCCUGGUUUGCUCCAACCCGCCGUGUGAGACCCACGAGACGGGCACCACCAACACAGCCACCACCACCGUCGUCGCUAAUCUGGGGGGGCACCCCCAGCCCACCCAGGUGCAGUUCGUCUGCGACAGACAGGAGGCCACUGCUGCUCUUGUGACCUCCACAGUGGGCCAGCCGAAUGGCAGCAUCGUUCGUGUCUGCUCCAACCCGCCAUGCGAGACCCAUGAGACCGGUACCACCAGCACAGCCACCACCGCCAUGUCCGGCAUCGGAGGCGGGCCACGGCGAGACAUCCGGCUCGCCUGCGCGGCCACCACCAUUCCCACUGUAGUCCGGGUCAGCGUGGCUGCUGGGGCAUCAGAGGGAGCCCAGGUUUCCAUCAAGCCUGCGUGCCAAACCCGUCAGACCAGCGCAACCAGUACCACCAUGACUGUGAUGGCCACCGGGGCCCCGUGCUCGGCCAGCCCGCUCCUCAGACCAAGCGUGGCCCUCGAGGCCGCUGGCCGCGGUGCCACUCUCUUACAGCUGGGGCCCCUGAGUACCCAGGUCAGGCCCAGUGGCGAGGAAGGGUCCCUCGCCAGCCUGGGCCCACUGGUGUCCGUGGGGCGCCAGCUGGAGGUGCAUCACACGCACACGACCAAUACGGCCACUGUGGCCCGCUCUGCCAUGGGUGCUGGGGAGCCCCACGAGCUGCUGGGGGCCCCCACACUCGUGUAUGAAAGCUCAGCCAGCGCCUCUGUGACUGCCGCGGCUCUGGAGGCACUGCUGUGCCCCUCGGCCACUGUGACCCAGGUCUGCUCCAACCCCCCGUGUGAGACCCACGAGACGGGUACCACCCACACGCCCACCACGGCCACGUCCGGAGGGGCUGCAGGCCAGCCAGAGGGUGGGCAGCAGCCUCCCGCCAGCCGGCCCUGUGAGACACACCAGACCGCUUCCACUGGCACGACCAUGUCCGUCAGCUUGGGUGCUCUGCUCCCAGAUGCCACCCCUUCCCACAGGACCCUGGAGUCCAGCCUGGAGGUGGCGGUGCCGCCCGCAGUCGCCCCCCAGCCCGGCGCUUCAUUGCUCACUCCUUUCCCGACGCAAAGGGUGUGCUCCAACCCGCCCUGUGAGACACACGAGACAGGCACCACACACACGGCCACCACUGUCACCUCCAACAUGAGUUCCAAUCAAGACCCCCCACCGCCUGCCGGCGACCAGGGAGAGGUGGAGAGUACCCAGGGCGACAGUGUGAAUAUCGCCAGUUCCAGUCCCAUCACGACAACAGUGUCCUCCACGCUGACACGGGCUGUGACCACCGUGACACAGUCCACGCCAGUCCCAGGCCCUUCGGUGCCGAAGAUCUCAUCUGUGACUGAGACUGCCCCAGGGGCUCUGACCACCGAAGUCCCCAUCCCGGCCACGAUUACAGUGACCAUAGCCAACACAGAAACUUCUGACAUGCCCUUCUCUGCUGUUGACAUCCUGCAGCCCCCAGAGGAGCUCCAGGCCUCGCCAGGGCCGCGCCAGCAGCUUCCGCCACGGCAGCUCCUGCAGCCUGCCUCCGCGCCCCUGGUGGGGGACUCCGCCGAGGUCCUGUCAGCCUCCCAGAGCCCUGAGCUCCAGGCCGCCGUGGAUCUGAGCAGUACAGGGGACCCGUCUUCAGGCCAGGAGCCUGCCAGCUCGGCUGUGGUGGCCACUGUGGUGGUCCAGCCACCGCCACCCACCCAGUCUGAAGUAGACCAGUUGUCCCUCCCCCAAGAGCUGAUGGCUGAGGCCCAGGCGGGCACCACCACCCUCAUGGUGACAGGGCUCACCCCAGAGGAGCUGGCAGUGACUGCUGCUGCUGAAGCGGCCGCACAGGCUGCAGCCACAGAGGAGGCCCAGGCCCUGGCCAUCCAGGCCGUGCUCCAGGCUGCACAGCAGGCUGUCAUGGCAGGCACUGGGGAGCCGAUGGAUACUUCAGAGGCGGCCGCGGCAGUGACGCAGGCAGAACUGAGCCAUCUGUCAGCCGAGGGCCAGGAAGGCCAGGCAACCACCAUCCCCAUCGUGCUGACACAACAGGAGCUGGCCGCCCUGGUGCAGCAGCAACAGCUCCAGGAGGCGCAGGCCCAGCAGCAGCAGCACCACUUGCCCACAGAAGCCCUGGCCCCUGCUGACAGCCUCAAUGACCCAACCAUCGAGAGCAACUGCCUCAAUGAGCUGGCCGGAGCUGUGCCCAGCACCGUGGGUCUGCUGCCCCCCACGGCCACCGAGAGCCUGGCCCCGUCCAACACAUUCGUGGCCCCCCAGCCGGUCGUUGUGGCCAGCCCUGCGAAGCUGCAGGCCGCAGCCACCCUGACGGAAGUGGCCAAUGGCAUUGAAUCCCUGGGCGUGAAGCCAGACCUGCCACCGCCACCUAGCAAAGCCCCUGUAAAGAAGGAGAACCAGUGGUUUGACGUGGGGGUCAUUAAGGGUACCAAUGUGAUGGUGACACACUAUUUUCUGCCACCCGAAGAUGCUGUCCCAACUGAUGAUGACUCGGGCACUGUGCCCGACUACAACCAGCUAAAGAAGCAGGAGCUGCAGCCAGGCACCGCAUAUAAGUUCCGCGUUGCCGGGAUCAAUGCCUGCGGCCGGGGGCCCUUCAGUGAGAUCUCAGCCUUUAAAACAUGUCUGCCUGGCUUCCCGGGGGCCCCAUGUGCCAUUAAAAUCAGCAAAAGUCCAGAUGGUGCUCACCUCACCUGGGAGCCGCCCUCUGUGACCUCCGGCAAGAUCAUCGAGUACUCAGUGUACCUGGCCAUCCAGAGUGCGCAGGCUGGCGGUGAGACCAAGAGCUCGACCCCAGCGCAGCUGGCCUUCAUGCGGGUGUACUGUGGGCCCAGCCCCUCCUGCCUCGUGCAGUCCUCCAGCCUCUCCAAUGCCCACAUCGACUACACCACCAAGCCCGCCAUCAUCUUCCGCAUUGCUGCCCGCAAUGAGAAGGGCUAUGGCCCAGCCACCCAAGUCAGGUGGUUGCAAGAAACCAGUAAAGACAGCUCUGGCGCCAAGCCGGCCAGCAAGCGGCCCAUGUCGUCUCCGGAAAUGAAAUCCGCGCCAAAGAAAUCGAAGGCAGAUGGUCAGUGA
This is a messenger RNA of Rangifer tarandus platyrhynchus (Svalbard reindeer), 6114 nucleotides long. The record is from the annotation of a GenBank genome assembly. Lineage: Eukaryota; Metazoa; Chordata; Mammalia; Artiodactyla; Cervidae.